This is a messenger RNA of Symbiodinium sp. CCMP2456, 1068 nucleotides long. The record is from the annotation of a GenBank genome assembly. NCBI's taxonomy places the organism in Eukaryota, Dinophyceae, Suessiales, Symbiodiniaceae.
AUGGCUGCAGACGGCUUUGCACACGGACGGCUCCUAGAUGAGCUGGUGCGGCCGGUGAACGCCGUCGACCUCAAGAGCCCCCGCAACACGUCGCCCAUAUCAAAGCGUGAGGAAAGCAGGUCCAAGCGGCGACAGCUCAAAAAGGAUGAGCCCUUGUCGAAACGAGGUCAGACACAGAGGCCCAGUGUCAGUCUCGUGGGCCUGGGGAGUCUCACGAUCGAGGCUUUGCAAUUCCUGCUCCAGCAGCCCAGGAACCGCUUGCUAAUCGAGGAGUCCCAUGAGUUGCAGGCUGGGACACAGAUGGGCAGAUACAUGGCAAUGCGAGGGUCUGAGCAGACGCUAUUUCAACUUCCAGCCAGCAGGGCUCCAGUGGGCUUCUUGCGGUACAACAGCUGGGCUCGCGCAGUUGCUGGGGCUACCUUUCGCGCUUGGAUGCAGCACCUGGUAAAGCUGCGGCAAGAGGGCAUCGGCCGGCGGAGGCGGAGGUCGUCCUCAGUGCUUAUCGUCAAAGAUUUGGCCAAUUCACUCUCGACAGGCCUGGGAGAGCGAUUAGACUCCGACUCUUCUGAUUCCAGCGAUGGAGAAGGGGAGCUCGGGGAGUCGAUUUUUGAUCCGCUGGUGGUGGAUGCUGCAGCCUUGCACACUGCCUUUCGCACAGGCAGCCUCAUGACCAUCGUGAAAGCCAAGCAGUCAUCGCACAGAGAGGCUCACGCAGAGACCAAAGAGAAGUAUAUCCUUCCGGAUCUGGUGGGGAAGGAUCCGGGAAAAAGCGACUCCAAGACCACUGAAAGCACCGCGUCGACCGAGCGGAAGGGCUCGAAGAGGCGCACUGCGAAGCCCUCCAAGGAAACCAUUGGUAACGCGGCUCGCUGGGACGAGGAUUUUGGCAGCGCUGACGAGCGCAUGCGCCGCGAGCGCUUGAUGAACGAUGCCGAGUAUGUUGGCUUUCAGAUGGACAAGUUGCGGCGCACGAAGGUCGUGAACCGCCUCGCCCAGACCAGCGCACCGGACCUCUUCGAGGCUGCUGGGGCCGGUCUUCAGAAAGGUGGGCCUCGGCGCCUGGGAAAG